GCGUGUGCGCCCGCGUCCGCCUCGCGUCGCUGCCCUGACCUGCCCCGGCCUCUGCCGCGCCCGGUCGGCCCGGCCUCCAGGUUCCCGCCGUGCCUGCGGCGCGCGCCGCCCGGACAUGCGCGGCGCCCCGGUGCUGCUGCUGGUGGUGCUGUGCCUGAGCCUGACUGCCGGCCUGGACGACGACGACGCCGUCCCCGAGGCCGCGGCUGACGCCGGCUCCACGUCAGCGACCUCCACGACCUCCGCGCCGAGCACGGCCAGCCCGAGCCAUGGCGCCGGCGGCCGCAACUCGACGUCGAGGAGCCCCGCUCCGCGCGUCCACCACAACGCAGACGCGGAGUGCGGGCUGAGCCUGCUGUCCCGCCGCCGCCCUCGCUCGCUGUGGACGCCGUCAUCCUGGUCGCAGUCCCAGGGCCGCAUCGUCAACGGCAAGGAGAGCCGACAGGGCGCUUGGCCCUGGCAGGCCUCGCUUCAGGUGCUGCACCCACGCCUCGGUCUCAUCGGCCACUGGUGCGGCGGCGUGCUCGUGCAGGACAAAUGGGUGCUGACCGCCGCCCACUGCAUCCACAACGAGGUAUUCAGCCUGCCCAUCCCGGCUCUGUGGACCGCCGUGCUGGGCGACUGGGACCGCGAGGUGGAGGAGAACACCGAGGUCAGGGUGCCUAUUGAGAAGAUCAUCAUCCACCACAAGUUCCACGGCUACAACAACGACAUUGCGCUGCUAAAGCUGUCGCGCCGCGUGCGCAUCACGGGCGCGUCCCGCGUGCGGCCCGUGUGCCUGCCGCCGCCACCCGACGGCCCCGGUGACGGCCCCGGCGUGCCCCCCGUGCCCAACGCGCCCGGCGACGACAAGCCCCUCUGCAUGGCGACCGGCUGGGGCCGGCAGUCGGCCUCGGGCGGUGAGACGGCCACGCUCCUCCAGGCCGCCGUGCCGCUGCACGCCAACACGCUCUGCGGCAAGCGCUACGGCGGCGGCGUGCGCAUCGGCCAGGGCCACCUCUGCGCCGGCCACCUGGACGGCUCGUCCGGCACCUGCGUUGGGGACUCGGGCGGGCCGCUGCAGUGCCUCGGCAAGGACGGCCGAUGGUUCCUGGUCGGCAUCACGUCCUUCGGGUCGGGCUGCGCCAAGCCGGGCUUCCCGGACGUCUACACCAGGCUGUCGCACUACUCGAGCUGGAUCCAGGGGCAGCUCGACAGCGACGUGGACGACAUCGAGGAGGAAGAGGAAGGGCUGGAGGAGGGGGCGCAGGAAGAGGAGGAGCAGGAGGAGGACGAGGACCAGGACCUGGCCGACUAUUGAGCUCCUGCCACCUGUUUCAGGAGUAACUGAACUGGCUCGUCUGGCAGAUGCGAAACGAAAUCCACCUUCCAAUCUGUAAAACGUCAUGUUCACCAAGGAAGCCUAGGGCAUGGCGUGGCGUUGGCCCAGCCGCCACCUGUGGGGGUUGGCUGCGCGGGGUGGAGUAACGCAUUGCCGGAGCGUGACAAAGAUUGAUGUCCUUCCGUGCGCCCCUUUCAAUCCGCGCGCCCCGCCCAGGCUGUCCAACCGCGUCGCACUGCGCGCUCAUCGGUGGCAACGCUGCCAACAUGACAACAGGGCAGGGAGAUUUAUCAGGGGAAGGAGACUGACACAAACAAUUUGUGAAUUAUUUAUCGCGUCUUUGUGUUACUCGCAUUUUGUUAAGCGGAGUUUGAUCGUUGUUAUUGCUGCUCUUGUUGUUAUUCAUGUGAUAUUUAAUGUUAUGGUAGAGUACUUUUAAUUUAUUUAAAUUAUAGGCAGCGUGCCGUUGACAGA
Frankliniella occidentalis (western flower thrips) is the source of this 1795-nucleotide messenger RNA. Its product is annotated as chymotrypsin-like elastase family member 2A. Lineage: Eukaryota; Metazoa; Arthropoda; Insecta; Thysanoptera; Thripidae. The record is from RefSeq and is a predicted model, not a curated record. Bases 116 to 1300 code for a protein of 394 amino acids. The transcript is spliced from 6 exons. Gene Ontology annotation, biological process: proteolysis. Gene Ontology annotation, molecular function: serine-type endopeptidase activity.